UGUGGAAUAUAGACCCCCCUAUUUAUAGAGCUGGCGAAGGCCUGGCAAGCCUGGGCUCUUCACAAACUUUUCAUUUAAACAGUCACCCCGUAGCAGUCCACCAAAUGCACAGUGACACACACAGACGGCGAGGAACAGGAUGUGCCUGCUCAGGUAGGGAGAAGUGAAAAACCAAAUCCGAGCGAGGCUACAGGCGACUGGAGGAGCAAGCCGGACAGCGGGGCUGAAUCUCGGUGACGAAUUAAAGGCCUGCUGGACUUGACAACAACCUUGUCCACCUGUCAUCGCGGAGAGCUGUUGUUGAGGACCGAUGUCUGGAUACAACUCUUAAAGGAAAGCAAUGAGAUAGGAAACUUUUCUACACUGGACAAGAGCAGAGGGAGACAGUAAGCAAGACAUUGAGACUUUAAUGGACAUCUACUGAAAAAAGGACCAGACCAAAACAAAAUAUGGCUUGUUCAUUGCAGAGAUAAAUGCAAUUUAAGGAUUUAUAAGCCAAAGAAGAAAUAAAUGUACCUUUUUUUUUUUGUUUAAAUCCAUUUACAAUCUGAUUGUUGAAAUCGUUAACAGAAAACUUCCACACAUCUGCCUGUAAACGUAACCUGAUCUAAAGCAGGCUGCUCUGAUUGCAAAGCAAGCUCAGACAUUUGCAAUUAGUGGUCAUCUUGAAGAGCAAACCCAGAAAAAGGGUGAGGUCUGUGCGAAAGCGGGGAGUUGUCCGUAAGAACGCCAACACUGAGAACAAGAAUAUCCCGAAGAGAGGCAUCUGACUCAAAGGCUUGGCGGCGGCAUGGAUUCUCAUGGGGGACACUACCUCAACAAGGACGCCGUGCUGUCACCUUUGGGUGCAGCCCGGAUAUGCCAGCUGGUACUUGGCUGCACCAUAAUCUCCCUGGUGUCCCACAGCGCAGGUUACAGCGCAAACUACGGGACCUUCUGCAUGUUCGUCUGGUGCUUCUGCUUCACCGUCACACUGGUCGUGUUCACCUUGGACAUCACGCGGCUCCACGGCUGCAUGCCCAUUUCCUGGGACAACUUCACCGUGGCCUUCGCCAUGCUGGCGACGCUCAUGUACAUCACCGCCUCCGUGGUCUACCCGGUUUACUUCCUCCAGACAGACUACGCCGAAGGGGACUACGAAGUCCAGAUCUACCGCAUUUCCGUCACGGUCUGCUCCAGCGUCUGCUGCUUCCCGUACGCGGUGGAGGUGUUCCUGACCAGAGCGAAACCGGGAGCCGUGGUUGGCUACAUGGCCACGGUGUCGGGUCUGCUCAAGGUGGUCCAGGGGUUUGUGGCCUGCAUCAUUUUUGGGGCCCUUGCUAACGACAGCGAGUACAACCAGUAUAUCGCCACACAGUACUGCGUGGUGGUGUACAGCCUCUGUUUCUCUGUCACGGUGAUCGUCAUCGUGCUGACGGUGUCCGGAAGAACAUCCGCGCUGAGGUUCCCCUUCGAUCGCUUUGUGGUGGUCUACACGUUCUUCGCUGUGAUCCUCUACCUCAGCACUGUACUGAUCUGGCCCAUCUUCAGCUUUGAUAAAAAGUACGGCAGCACGGCUCGCCCCGAGGACUGCCCGCGGGGAGAAUGUCCCUGGGACAGCAAGCUGGUUGUGGCAGUCUUCACCGGUGUCAACAUGGUGUUAUAUUUUAUCGACCUUGUUUACUCCCAGAGGAUUCGCUUUGUCUCCAGCUCUGCCGUCUGAAAAUAAGCCCAAAAAAACUUUAAUUCCAGUUUUUGUGAAGGACCUUUGACCCAUAACUUAAUAGUGUUAUACAUUAGAAUAAUGUAAUAUGUACUAUGCAGUGUUAAAAAUGUUUCUUUCUCCAUUUGCACCUGGAUGGUCCUGCAACCUACUAGACUUUGUCCAUCUUACAAAGACUGAAAGAUUUAUUUAUUUGUUGCUGUAAAGCCUUCAACUAGAAGUAAAAUAUAGCUUGGACGUGUGUCCAAUAUGUUAGGUUUACGUACGCACCAAGUGUUGAUGUUGGAUUUAGUGUUUUAUAGUGUUUUCUUUCUAUACGAUUUUGUAGUUUUAAAUGCCUUAAUAAUAAGUGGCUUGCCACUUGUUACAGAAAUGUGUCUGAUGAAUUUGAAAAUGAAACCUGUAAAGUAUCAGUGUAUUUAAUUGAAUUCCUGUUUCACUACAUUUUGAGCACUGAAUGUGUGUAGGAUUUGUUAUUCCCAUAUUUCCCGUGUUCAAUAAAAUGCCCAAACAUAGGC
Fundulus heteroclitus (mummichog) is the source of this 2220-nucleotide messenger RNA. Its product is annotated as myeloid-associated differentiation marker-like protein 2. NCBI's taxonomy places the organism in Eukaryota, Metazoa, Chordata, Actinopteri, Cyprinodontiformes, Fundulidae. The transcript has a single exon. The record is from RefSeq and is a predicted model, not a curated record. Gene Ontology annotation, cellular component: membrane. Bases 791 to 1702 code for a protein of 303 amino acids.